Vicugna pacos (alpaca) is the source of this 2546-nucleotide messenger RNA. The record is from RefSeq and is a predicted model, not a curated record. Lineage: Eukaryota; Metazoa; Chordata; Mammalia; Artiodactyla; Camelidae.
ACCUUCUAGGGGUGUCCUCGACUCCUGUUGGUUGACCUGCAUUUCAUUGUUUCACAUCUGCUCUCCAGAUUGGAAGCUCCUGGAGGAAGGAAACUUGCCUGAAGCCUAGUGCCCAGCCUGACACAGAAUGGGUUUGUGGGCGUGGAGAGCAUGUGGAAGGACCGUGUUGGCAGAGAAGGUUGGCUGCUGAGCCAGGGCGUGUCUCCAGGAGGCCAGCCAGGCCGCCCCGAUCCUCACCUCGCUGCCAUGGGCCAUCCAGGCUGGUCAGUUUCUGGUGCAUGACUCAGGGACUGGGGCAGCCAGAGGCCCAGGAGAUCCUGCUGUGUCCAGGCCAAGGGUUUCGGGAUCCAGCGGCAUGCCCAUGUGCCACCCAUCCUGCUUCUGAGCAAGCUUGCCUGCCAUCGCCCAGGCCCCUAGAGCUCCAGGCCUCCGGCUGGAAGUGCCCAUGGUUGCUGGCUGUCCUUCCUCUUGGACCACCUCCAGGCCUGGUUUGUGGAACUGAAUGGGCCUCAAAUCAUAGGCCGCCAACCUGGCAGUUUGAGUGGGACAGGCCUCACCAGGAAGAGAGGCCUGUGUGCCAUGUGGCAACGGCAUGAUCUCUGACAGCCCUGGCACAUGCCAGACCCUGCCCUGGGCCUGUGUUGGCCGCACAUUGUAGGUGGCACUGGCCCAGUCCAUGGGGAACUCACAGACCAGCCAGUUCCUGCUGGAGGCUCCUGACAUCACCUGGGGAGAUGCUGUCCAGGCCCCCCGACUGGCUGCUGUGGCUGCUCCGGGGCACCCCAAGACAGCGGGUCUGCACCCUGUUUAUCAUCAGCUUCAAGUUCAUGCUUUUUGUCUCCGUCAUGAUCUACUGGCACAUCGUGGGAGAGCCCAGGGGCCAAGGACAUUUCUCCAACCUGCCUGCCGACAUCCCCUGCCCCCGCUUGGUGCCCCCCACACCAGCCUCUGGAACCCCACCUCCAGGCAACAUCUUCUUCCUGGAGACUUCUGACCGGACCAACCCCAACUUCCUGUUCAUGUGCUCAGUGGAGUCAGCAGCCCGGGCCCACCCCGAGUCGCGGGUGGUGGUCCUGAUGAAGGGGCUGCCUGGCGGGAACGCCUCCCUACCCCGGCACCUGGGCCUCUCGCUGCUGGGCUGCUUCCCCAACGUGCAGAUCCUCCCACUGGACCUGGAGGAGCUGUUCCGGGACACGCCUCUGGCAGCCUGGUACACGGCCGUGCGGCAGCGGUGGGAGCCCUACCUGCUGCCCGUGCUCUCCGAUGCCUCUAGGAUUGCGCUCCUGUGGAAGUUUGGAGGCAUCUACCUGGACACGGAUUUCAUCGUCCUCAAGAACCUGAGGAACCUGACCAAUGCACUGGGCACCCAGUCCCGCUACGUCCUCAACGGCGCCUUCCUGGCCUUCGAGCGCCACCAUGAGUUCAUGGCGCUGUGCAUGCGUGACUUCGUGGCCCACUACAACGGCUGGAUCUGGGGCCACCAGGGCCCGCAGCUGCUCACGCGGGUCUUCAAGAAGUGGUGCUCCAUCCGCAGCCUGGGCGAGAGCCACUUCUGCCGCGGCGUCACCACCCUGCCCUGCGAGGCGUUCUACCCCAUCCCCUGGCAGAACUGGAAGAAGUACUUUGAAGAGAUCACCCCCGAGGAGCUGUCCCGGCUGCUCAAUGCCACCUACGCUGUCCACGUGUGGAACAAGAAGAGCCAGGGCACAAGCUUCGAGGCCACGUCCAGGGCGCUGCUGGCCCAGCUCCACUCCCGCUACUGCCCCACGACACAUGAGGCCAUGAAGAUGUACUUGUGAAGGGCUUGCCAGGCCGCCUGCCCCCACCUAGCAUCCGGGAGAAGGGCUCUCGGCCACCCUUCCUGGGGAGGCGAGAUGGGAGGGCUCGGGAGAGGGAGGCCUGAGCUGCUGCAGCCCAGGAUUUGGUGCAGAAAACUGUCAGCCCAAGAGGUGUUACUGGAGGACGUGCUGCAGGCCCUGGGAUCUGCUCCCUUCAAGCUUGUGUGAGGCUGGUUGGACAGUCCCUAGGCCAGUGCACUGUCACAGGGUACAGGUGACUAGUGGUGAGGGUAAGGUGCUCAGCCAGAAUCAACUGGAGUCUUAUAGACAACAGGCAAGCCCAGUGAACAUGAAAGCAUCUUCCAGGGCAGCAUGGAAAGCAGGCAGGUUGGGGCUGAAGUGCCCAUGAGGGGAGCACAAAGCCCAAGGAAAGAGGGUUGAGAGCAGGGAGAGGAGGCAGCUUGUGCAGGAGUGGGGAAGCAAAGCCAGCCUCAUGAGCCCAAGGGGUGGGGAGCUUUGGGGGGUUUGGUUUCUUUUUCAGAGGGGCCAAGGCAGGCAGAGCCGGCCCGGGGAGCAAUUUGGGAGAAACCCGGCCUACCCACCCCAUCCUUGUUUCUAGAGAUGUUGCAAGAGUGACAUGUGCCAGCUGCCUGCUUGUGGGCACGGGGGCUGGAGUUCUUUUGGCUCAGGAAAAGCAUUUUAAAGAAAUCACUCCCUGCUGUGCCUGUGAUAAACACAGGAGAAUAAUAAAUACAAUAAAUGACUCAC